Trichomonas vaginalis G3 is the source of this 486-nucleotide messenger RNA. RefSeq names its product retrograde vesicle-mediated transport, Golgi to ER. NCBI's taxonomy places the organism in Eukaryota, Parabasalia, Trichomonadida, Trichomonadidae. Gene Ontology annotation, molecular function: GTP binding; GTPase activity. The record is from RefSeq and is a predicted model, not a curated record. The coding region runs from base 1 to 486 and encodes 161 amino acids. The transcript has a single exon.
AUGAUGGCUAGCAAUCCCCAAACAAACUUGAUGAGUUUUAAGGUCAUCUUAUUUGGGGAUUCUGGAGUUGAGAAAACAUCUAUUGCAAAUAGAAUUGCACAUCAACAGUUUUUAUCAUCAUUGCCUUCAACAAUUGCCGUAGGGAAUUACAAAGUUGUUAUACCAGUUGGAAAUACGCAAGUGGAGCUUAAGCUAUGGGAUACUGCUGGCCAAGAAAGAUACAAAUCGAUUAUUCCGAUGUUCAAAAGAGAAACUUCAGUUUGUAUAAUUGUAUGCUCAGUCGACUCUCCUGAUUCUAUUAAUCAUAUUAACGAUUGGAAAAAAAUAAUAGAAGCUCAUAUGGUCUCGGCAAAAACAAAUGAUGGUAUUGUAGAAUUGUUUGAUCAGAUAGCCAAAGAAUUGAUUUCUUCUUCAGUAAAUUGUGCCGAUAACAUGAUGGAACAAGAAGAGAAGCCUAUAAGGAAGACUAGAUUUUGUUGUUUGUAA